This is a messenger RNA of Thlaspi arvense, 1188 nucleotides long. NCBI's taxonomy places the organism in Eukaryota, Viridiplantae, Streptophyta, Magnoliopsida, Brassicales, Brassicaceae. The record is from the annotation of a GenBank genome assembly.
CUGUAUCAUGUCUUAUAUAGACUAUACCUCUAUGCAUAGCAUAGCCUACCCCUACUCUUUACCCCUACACUCUUAAAGACAAGUAAAUAUAUAAGAUAAUGUCUGAACUUCAAAGCUCUCUGCAGCUUCCUGUGUUAGACUUAACACAACCAAUUCAGUCCUCUGUUCUGUCUUCUCUCUCUCAAGCUUGUGGAGACUGGGGAUUUUUCUAUGUCACCAAUCAUGGAAUCUCUAAAGAGAUGUUCAAUAGAGUCUAUUCCUUAUCUAGAGAUGUAUUCAGUGUUCCUCUUGAAUCAAAGCUCAAGCUUGGUUCCUUUUCAUAUACUCCUCGGUUCAUCGCCUCUCCUUAUUUCGAAAGCCUUGUCGUCUCUGGACCUGAUUUCUCCGGUUCUGCAAAAGCUUCUGCAGAUGUUUUGUUCCAAGAUCAUCAUAAACCAGAGUUAAGAGACACACUGCAAGAAUACGGUGCUAAAAUGGCGGAAUUGUCCCAAAGACUCUUGAAGAUACUCUUGAUGAUGACCUUAGGAGACGAAACCGGGAAGAGAUGCUAUCAAAAUGAGUUUAGCAACUGUCAUGGAUACUUAAGACUAGUGAACUACACACCUCCACACGACGUAGAGAAGCACGAAGAGCUCGUUGAAGGUCUUGGCAUGCACACGGAUAUGAGCUGCAUAACAAUAGUCUAUCAAGAUUCAGUUGGUGGACUGCAGAUGAGGUCUAAGGAAGGGAAAUGGAUCGAUAUAAAUCCGUGCGAGAAUCUCCUUGUUGUUAACAUCGGAGAUCUCAUGCAGGCGUGGAGUAACGGACGGCUGAGAUCUUCUGAACAUCGAGUUGUAUUGAGAAAGCUGGUGAACAGAGUCUCUCUGGCGUUUUUCCUCUGUUUUGAGGAUGAGAAAGUGAUACUUGCGCCGAAAGAAAUCGUUGGGGAGGGAAACUGCAGGAGCUACAAGUCGUUUAAGUGUUUGGAGUAUCUGAAUUUCAGACAGAGUAAUGAAGUAGGCAAGUUUGAGAGGAUUGGUUACACUGUCAAAGACUUUGCUGGACUCAAGUUGCCUCAACCUGAUGAUCCUUACCAGGAAAAACCCGGUAUAUAGGUUUAGAAAUCACUAAACCGGUACUGGUUGAGAAUGAAGUUACAAUUGUUGUGACUUGUGAGUGUCAUGCAAUAUCAAAAUAUUAGGUAGUGGA